ACACAAUCAAAGCCCAAUUGACUAGGUAGAUUUCCUGACCAGAAAAAAAGGACCAAGUAAAUUUAGCUUCUUACCGACUAAGACUAAGUAAAACUUCUCCACAAACAGCACUCCUGUAGGAAGGUUGACUUACGGUAAGUGACCCAACAAAUCGGGAAAAAAAGGGGAAAUGAAAAAGGCCAAAUACAAGACGAUUUUUUGUUUUUUUUUUGUUUAAACACAAACAGGGAAUUACAAUAUCCACUCAAAAUCAUCAAGGCCAAUUAAAUGUUGAGCAAACCGGCUCCAGUUUCUUCUGUCCUCUCUUCAUUCAUAAUAACACUAUCAUUGAUCAUCUCAACUACCUUCCCUACCCAUAUCAAAUCACAGAACAGUACCUCAGACUACGACCUCUGCACGCCGUUCAAGUGCGGCAACAUCACUUUCUCCUUCCCUUUUUCUUCUCUCACAUUCGGUUCAGGGCCCAAAACCUGCGGCCUUCCUAGCUACCAAAUCACAUGCGAUGACCUUUCUUCAGGUAUCAUUCUCUCCGGUAGGUUUUUCCAAGUUAAAGACCUAUACUUGUCGGAUCGCUUGAUCACUGCUGUUGACAUUCAACUUAUCAAAGACUUGACUGCUGGUUCCUGCUCUUCUUUGCGGAACUUUACAGUUUCUAGUACCUAUAAUCCUUCUCUCAGCCUCAGUCUUCCUCCUGGGACCCUUAACUUCACUUUACUUAUGUGUCCAGCCGAGCUAGAGCUUUCCAAAGAUUUCCUUGAGAAGGGUAGCUAUAGUUUUACUUGUAUGGAAGGGGAUAAACUUUAUGUAUGGGAUCCCCCCAGUCAGCUGAAACUCAGCCCUUUGUUAGCACCAAGCGAAUGUAGUGUCGUGACGGUUCCUAGCAAUAGUUUCUUGAAUAUAAGUAAUGGUACUUCUGAUGAUCAUCGGAUUCAACUGGCUCAUAUAUUGGUCGAUGGGUUCGCUUUGACUUGGCCUGAUUUUAAAGAGUGCACCAACUGUAGUUCAGUAGGGGGACGAUGUGGAUUUGACGGGAGCUUGGGCAGAAUUGUUUGCUUUCACAAGCCGGGAAGCUCAAAGAAGAAUCCAAAAAAACGGGAACUUAUCAUAGGUAUUGCAACUGGAAGUUGUUUUACUUUGCUUCUUGUAGUCCUUCUAGUCUUAAAAGGACGAGUGCCGGCCUUGAAGAGGAAGAAGAACCAAAACACUGAAAAUAGGAAAAAUGUUGAGCAAUUUGUUAAAACUUAUCAAUCAGCCUUGCUAAGCAAUUAUUCAUACAGAGAUAUAAGGAAGAUGACGAAUGGAUUCAGGGAAAAACUAGGUGAAGGAGGCUAUGGAAAUGUCUACAAGGGAAGACUAUCUGAUGGUCGCCUAGUUGCAAUCAAACUACUAGAGAAGUUGAGCAGCAAUGGUCGCGAUUUUGUGAAUGAAGUUGCCACCAUCGGUACGAUACAUCAUUUUAAUGUUAUAAGAUUAUUAGGGUUCAGCUGGAAUGGUUCAAAACAAGCUCUGAUAUAUGAAUAUAUGCCUAAUGGAUCGCUAGCCGACUUAUUAUCUAAUGGGGAGUUUAGCUUAUCCUUAAGACUAUCAAGGAUGCUUGAAAUUGCUAUAGGAAUUGCUCACGGAAUAGAGUAUUUACACAAUGGUUGUGAGUCGCGAAUCUUGCAUCUAGACAUAAAGCCGCAAAAUGUGUUGCUAGAUCAAAAUUUGAAUCCAAAAAUCUCUGAUUUUGGAUUGGCAAAAAUAUACUCUCGGAAUAGAAGUGUAGUGACAAUGACGGAUGCAAGAGGAACAAUUGGUUAUAUUGCUCCUGAGAUUUUCAUGAGAAACCUAGGAAAUCCGUCGCAUAAAUCUGAUGUCUAUAGCUACGGGAUGUUGCUCUUAGAAAUGAUAGGGGGAAGGAAACAGGUUGAACGUAACAUAUUAAGCACUUCAAGUGAAGCAUAUUUUCCGGAUUGGAUAUACGAUAAAUUAAUUGAAGAAAAGAAUAUAGAGAUUGCAGAUUCUAUCGCAGAAGAGGACGAUGAUAUAUCAAGGAAGAUGAUUACAGUAGGUCUAUGGUGCAUUCAAAUAAAUCCUAAAGAUCGUCCUUCAAGGACAGGAGUGUUGGAAAUGUUAUCGGGAAAUGUAGAUGCAAUUGAAAUUCCUCCAAAACCUGUCUUUCUUUCUCCCCCUUGUACGCAACAUGAGAUUAUUAUAGAAAAAGAUACUAGUUCCUUGCCUCUCAAUUCAGACAGUCAUGACACACAAAAUUAAAAAAGAAAAUGUAAGCUGAAAAAUACUUUUUGCAAAGAAGAGGAAAUGCUAGAAGAUAAACAUUUUGGAAAAAUUGUAAAAGUUGAUGUAUUUUAUUGUAUUAUUAUUAUUUUCCUGAAA
Molecule: messenger RNA, 2373 nt
Organism: Ricinus communis (castor bean)
Lineage: Eukaryota; Viridiplantae; Streptophyta; Magnoliopsida; Malpighiales; Euphorbiaceae
Product: LEAF RUST 10 DISEASE-RESISTANCE LOCUS RECEPTOR-LIKE PROTEIN KINASE-like 2.4
Exons: 3
Coding region: 268-2253 (661 amino acids)
Biological process (GO): protein phosphorylation
Molecular function (GO): ATP binding; protein kinase activity; polysaccharide binding
Source: RefSeq, a predicted model, not a curated record